Molecule: messenger RNA, 2487 nt
Organism: Naumovozyma castellii
Lineage: Eukaryota; Fungi; Ascomycota; Saccharomycetes; Saccharomycetales; Saccharomycetaceae
Gene: PUF4
Product: Puf4p
Exons: 1
Coding region: 1-2487 (828 amino acids)
Source: RefSeq, a predicted model, not a curated record
AUGGUUAAGAAAGAAGUUAAAUUAAACGCUGGUGAGGAACCACCAGUUGACCAUGUCGUCUCAGCAACAAUCAAUUCUGCCUUAGAAAGGUUGCAAUUGGAUGAUUUAGAUGUUGCCACCCCUGAAGUGAAUUUGAAUGAUGACCUUAAGAACUCAAAAGAUAAUGGUAGUAAGCUUACCAAUAAACCACAAUCUCCAGUUUAUCCUCCACCUCAAAUGAUGGGUGCUGGAUUUAUGCCUUACUCUCAAAUGAUGCAUAUGGCCCCACCACAUCACCAUCAUCUGGGAUUCUUUCCACCACCGGACUUUCCGGAAUCUUCAAUGACUCAACGUGGUCCUGUCAUGUUUAAUAAUUCUGGUGAUUCAUCUGUCUUCCCAAAUAUGCGUUCUCCAAUGGGCUCUGUACCAUCAUUUAUUCCAGAAUCUCAUUUGAUGCCAAAUAAUGAUCCACUGUGGAUUCAAUCACCAGACCAUUUACCUGUUCCAUCUUCUGUUACCAUAGAUCAAUCAACUUCUACUGAUGACCCUAACGCGACAAAGACAAAGGGUCCAGGUGCUGCCACCGUUAGAAGACAAACAUUUCAUGCAAUUUCGACCCAUGAUUUGAUCGAUGCUACCGCUACAGACAGUGCAGUCAAUACCGAUGCUUCAACUGCUUUAGCUACUGAUGAAUUGAACAUGUCUACCCCUUCAGCUGUGGGUACCAAGACUAGAACUCAAUCUAUCUCUUUUGAGAAGACCGUUGGUCAUCCUCAAUUUCUACCACAAAUGUCUGCUGAUGAAAAGAAUAAGAUUGCAGAAUCAUCAGAUAAAGAAGUGGAAGGCAAAAAGGAGAAGGUCAACACCUAUGCAGCAUACCCCUAUGGUGGGCCAUUAGCCCAACCUAAUCCGGUUAUGUCUGGUCACUUACCUCCACCAUUACCUGGUAAUAAUCCUUCAAAUUAUGGCAUCCAUUCUCCAUUUCCAGGUGCCUAUGAUUUUAAUGCCCCAUUCCAGUCAUUUUCUCCUGUGCUAGGUGGUUUGAACCCUCCAUUAUAUCCUCAAUCUCCAAUUCAUAUGUCUCAUUCACCACUACCAUUGCAACCACAUGGCCCAGAAUUGAAUGGAGCAGCUGGCCCCAAUAAGAAUAAUGCAGGUGGUCCAACAAUGAAAGGCGGUGAACAAAUGCCACCAUUUCCAAUGAUGCAACAUCAACAAGGGGGUACUCCUCCACCCUGGAUGUACGGUUCUCCCUCACCAUUUAAUCCAAUGGGUCCACCACAUCCUCACGGAAUGCCACAUCAAGGACAUCCUGCAAUGAUGAGCGGUAAUAAUAAUAACAACAAUGGCAUGCAAAGAGGUGGUAGACAUUUCCAUGGGAGAGGUAGGAAUGGUAACGGUAAUAAAUCUCGUUUCAAUCGUCAUGAUCAUAAUGGUAACAAUAACAAUAAUAAUAAUGGCCAAUUUAAUUAUGAUGAAAAUAAUCAACGCCGAAUGGAAGAGAUGUCUCGUUAUGCUGAUUCCACCCUCGAUGAAUUUGUAGGCAACAUCUAUUCAUUAUGUAAGGAUCAACAUGGGUGUCGUUUCUUACAGAAGCAAUUAGAUGUUUUAGGUUCCAAGGCAGCUGAUCUUAUCUUUGAAGAAACCAAAUUUCAUACUAUUGAAUUAAUGACUGAUUCUUUUGGUAAUUAUCUCAUGCAAAAACUCAUUGAAAGGGUCACUACUGAACAAAGAAUUGAGUUAGCCAAGAUUGCCAGUCCACAGUUUGUUGAGAUCGCUUUGAAUCCACACGGUACAAGGGCCUUACAAAAAUUAAUUGAAUGCAUUAAUACCGAGGAAGAAGCCAAGAUUAUCGUAGAAUCCUUACGUGAUUCUAUUGUACAAUUAAGCAAAGAUUUGAAUGGUAAUCAUGUGGUUCAAAAAUGUUUGCAAAAAUUACAUCCAACUGAUUUCCAAUUUAUUUUUGAUGCUACUUGUGACAACUGUGUAGACAUUGCCACUCACAGACAUGGAUGCUGUGUCCUACAACGUUGUUUGGACCACGGGACAAAAGAACAAUGUGAAAAAUUAUGUGACAAACUUUUAAGUCAUGUUGACAAGUUGACCUUGGAUCCAUUCGGUAAUUAUGUUGUUCAAUAUGUCAUUACCAAAGAAACUGAAAGAGAUGAAUUUGAUUACACUCAUAAGAUUGUUCACUUAUUAAAACCAAAGGUUGCUGAACUAUCGGUACACAAAUUUGGAUCUAACGUGAUUGAAAAGAUCUUGAGAACACCCGUAGUCACCGAAACAAUGAUUUUGGAAUUACUAAACCAUGAAUCCGAAAUCCAAAACCUAUUGAAUGACAGUUAUGGAAAUUAUGUUUUACAAACGGCUUUGGAUAUUUCUCAUGAACAUAACAAAUACUUAUAUGACAGAUUAUCGGCAAUUGUAACUCCUUUAUUAGUAGGUCCAAUAAGGAACACCCCACAUGGUAAGAGAAUUAUGGGUAUUUUACAUAUCGAAUCAUAG